CUCACGUGCUUCUUGCCUAAAACGGAACUGUGUCGUUUUAGAUCUAGUUCUAGUGUUAGAACACUUGAGGAAAACUUGGGAACAAAGAUCACUAGAUUCGUGUCUUCUUGUUGUACAAGCCUAUGAUAGAACCUGAUUCUAGACUUAUAGUGGGUUCUUGCUCAUUUACGUUCUCUGCAAUUCUCUGUUUCUUGUUCUGUUUUCAAGUCCUCUUCAAAGUUCUUUACAAACGAGUGCUAAUCGAAAAGAGAUAAACAUGGUAUCGUCUCGGGCCGUUGUGAUGGCCAUUAUGGUAUUGGUCACAGUGCAGUGGUUGGUUUUUGCUGAAGGUUAUCCGGAAGAAGACUUGGUGGCCAGGCUACCUGGUCAACCAAACGUCGGGUUCAGACAAUUUGCUGGAUAUGUCGAUGUGGACUCGGAAAAUGGUCGUAGUCUUUUUUACUACUACGUGGAGGCUGUAAAAGAACCUGACACUAAGCCCUUAACCCUUUGGCUCAAUGGAGGUCCAGGUUGUUCUUCAGUUGGUGGAGGAGCUUUCACUGAGUUAGGUCCAUUUUAUCCUACGGGCGAUGGCCGUGGCCUUCGCUUGAACUCCAUGUCUUGGAACAAAGCUUCGAACUUGUUAUUUGUGGAGUCACCAGCCGGAGUAGGAUGGUCAUACUCUAACAGAAGUUCGGAUUACAACACUGGGGACAAGUCUACUGUCAAUGAUAUGCUUGUGUUCUUGUUGAGAUGGUUCAACAAGUUCCCAGAGUUGAAGUCUCGCGACCUCUUUCUCACUGGCGAAAGCUACGCAGGGCAUUACAUACCUCAACUGGCUGAUGUGAUACUCAGCUACAAUUCACGCUCAAGUGGGUUCAAAUUUAACGUCAAAGGCAUUGCAAUUGGGAAUCCACUUCUGAAGCUUGACAGGGACUUUGCAGCUGCAUACGAGUACUUCUGGUCACAUGGGAUGAUCUCUGAUGAAGUAAGACUCACAAUCAUGAACCAAUGUGACUUUGCCAAUCCAAAGAACAUGAGCAAUGCUUGUAUAUAUGCAAUCGUUGAAUCCAGCGUCCUCACUGAGUAUAUCAACAGCUAUCACAUUCUCCUCGAUGUAUGUUACCCUUCUAUUGUUCAGCAAGAGCUAAGGCUCAAGAAAAUGGUUACCAAGAUUAGCAUGGUAGUUGAUGUUUGUAUAACAUAUGAAAGAAGUUUCUAUUUCAAUCUCCCCAAGGUACAGAAUGCGCUUCACGCUAACCGCACUCGCCUACCUUAUGAAUGGACUAUGUGCAGCAACCGGUUAAACUACAGUGGCAUAGACGGGUACAUUGACAUGCUUCCGAGUCUUAAGAGAAUUAUUCAGAACCAAACUCCUGUUUGGAUCUUCAGUGGAGAUCAAGAUUCUGUAAUUCCACUUCAAAGUUCAAGAACACUCGUACGAGAACUUGCUGAGGAUCUCAACUUCAAGACCACUAUUCCCUAUGGAGCUUGGUUCCACAAAGAACAGGUUGGUGGCUGGGUCACAGAGUAUGGGAAUCUACUGACCUUUGCAACGGUGAGAGGAGCGGCUCAUAUGGUGCCGUAUGCGGAGCCCUCACGAGCUCUGCACAUGUUCAGUAGCUUUAUGAAUGGCCGGAGAUUGCCCAACAAACCAGAUUUAAAGUCUUCUACUGAUGAUUGAAAGAGAAGAUAUCUCUUUGAGUAAGUUGAGAUAGAAACAUAUUAGGGUUUGUGUAAUAAUGAACCGUGAACCCCACGGAACUAUUUUUAUAUACUGCCAAACAUUGCGAUGAGAAUAUAGUAUUUCUCAUAGAUUAUUAGAGUGUGAUUGUAUCAAUAUUAUUUGUUACUUAUAUGAUUUCGAUAAAUGAUGAAUCUUAUCAUUUUCGUUUGGACGUUUCAUACGCUUAUUACAUAUUAGACAUAGCUAUC
Arabidopsis thaliana (thale cress) is the source of this 1914-nucleotide messenger RNA. RefSeq names its product serine carboxypeptidase-like 43 (gene SCPL43). NCBI's taxonomy places the organism in Eukaryota, Viridiplantae, Streptophyta, Magnoliopsida, Brassicales, Brassicaceae. Gene Ontology annotation, biological process: proteolysis. The record is from RefSeq and is marked reviewed. The transcript has 11 exons. Bases 257 to 1663 code for a protein of 468 amino acids. Gene Ontology annotation, cellular component: extracellular region. Gene Ontology annotation, molecular function: serine-type carboxypeptidase activity.